ACUAAUUAGUAAUUUGAAUUUCAGAAACUGGUUCUAUAACCCACAUUAAUUUGAUUAUCUUAAAACUAGUUAUGUAUUCAUCAUGGGAUAAUGAUAUAUUGGGAAACUCGAAACCAAUGAGUAAUUCUUAUACGAAAAAUGACCGGAAUUUUGAUAAUUGUCAGUUUGAGGAUUCUAAUAAUUCCUCAUAUGUCAAUAAUAGAGAAAUCAAGUCAAAUAAACAUAAACAGAUGGACGAUAGAAUGAAUAAUGAUCUAUUUACCUUAUUUAUAAAUAAAAUACCAACGGAAUGGACAGAGGAUGAUUUGAGAAAGGUAUUUUCUGAAAUUGGAAAUGUUAUAAAAGUUCGUAUUAAGCCUGCAAAACAACCUGAUUGUCAACCAUUUGGGUUUAUAUCAUAUAAGACUGAACAAGAGUGUUAUGCAGCCAUAGAUCUUUUGAAUAAUAAAAUUUGUGAAUCUUGUAAGCCAUAUCCAAGAUUAAGAGUCGAAAUUUCAAAAUCAAAAAAUGAUGAAGCUACUUCAAGAGAAACUACUUCAUUUCCAACAGAAACAAUAAGCUUAAAUGACACAAAUUCUAUUGACAAAUUAAAUUUGAAUCCUGGUAAAAAAUACUGCUUUAGGGCACAAACAUGUGAUACUAAGGUUUUUUUAUAUGGAAAUAUAAAAAAUCCAAAUGAAAUACUACAGAAAUUGAAUAUCAAGUCUCCUAGUGAAAAUAAACUUAAUAAUUUAAAAAAUAAUGAAAUGAUUGAUUACAAUAGCAAUAGUCUAAAUCCACAAAACAUGAUCAUGGAACAGCCAUUCAAUGGGUAUCAAAAUUUAGCAAGAAAUAACCCUCAAGAAUAUCCACCCCCAUCGCUGAACAUCAACAAUUGUUUUUUUUGUGUGAAGCCUGCUUUAUUUACUGCUACCUGCUGCAACAAAGCCUUUUAUUGCAGCCAAUCUUGCAAUUAUUCUGACUGGAGUCGGCACAAACGAUUUUGUCCAAACUUCUUUCCAGAAUUAUCCAACGGGGUAUUUCCCAAUGGGAUCUUUUCCAACGCCAAUCAGUUUUCCAAUUAUAAUCGAUGUAUAGAGGAUGUUCAUCCACAAGUCAAUCGAGAUAGAUUGGUAAAUUAUUCUUCUGAUGGCAUGGGAAAUAAAGAGCUACGCGUCAUGGUUCCUAAUAAUACAGCUCAAUCUUCUCAAAAUGCUGCAAGAUUUCCGCCCACAAGGGAACCUUCCUAUACUGAUAAUAAUAUGGAGGCCCCAGUGAAAAAUAGAAAUGUUUCUUCUAAAGCUGACUAUAAAGGGGGGGAGGCUGACUGGCCUGAAUACAAUAACGAUGAUGCUAAACCAUAUUUUAGAAAUAGGAAUUACAGCUCGAAUUUCCAGGAAACUAAAAGGUUUGAACCCAAAAGAAACGACAUGGAGAGUUCCACCAAUGAAUGGGACAAUGGUUUUGAGCAAAAAGAUUUUAACUCUAAUGAAGUCGCGUUAGACGGAUUUCCCGCUUACCCGGGUGCCGGUAGAUCCCAAGCAGGAAAUCGAAGUCAGUUUGAACCCAGAAAUGAUUUUGGCAGUGCACGUCCCUCACGUUUUAACAAUAAUAACGACGAAAAAAGAAAGGAAGGAAAUAAUCAAGAUAGUAGAGAUGGCAAUAAUUUUUCUGGCAGCAGUGGAUUUAGGGGAAGAGGAAGGGGCAGAGGCGGCUAUAAUCGUGGAGGUGGAAACUCUUUCAAAGGUGACUAUAAUAGAAAUCAAUUGUCUAGAAAUGAUGAUGUGGGUUUUGGGGAUAGUAGCAAUAACAAUGAUGGGUUUGAUAAUGGUGAUGGAUGGGCAACUGGUUUCAAGUCUCAACUACAUAAAGAAACACCUAAUAAUAAUGCUGCUGAUGCUAAUCCUUGGGGAAGUGGUUCCUGGGGGGAAGUUAUAAAGGCUCAGCCAUCUCAAGAAACAACUAGCUCUAAUGUUGAUGAUGCUAACCCAUGGGGAAGUGGUGGUUGGGGAGAAAAUAGAAAGGCUCAAGAAAUCCCUAGUUCUAAUGUUGGUGAUGCUAAUCCACUGGGAAGUGGUGGUUGGGGAGAAAGUAAAAAGAAUGUUGAUUCUGACUGGGGCUCAGAUGCAAUAAAUAAGGAUUCUGAAGAGAAAUUGGAGGCAGUUAGUAAUGCAGAAGUAAAAGCUGAAAUAUUAUCAAUCAGCGAUGGAUUAUUAGGAGACAUUACAGAUACAAUUCCGACCUCUUGGACACAAGAAGAAUUGAACAGCCAUUACACCGAUUACAAUGUUAGGAAGAAACAAACUGUUGUUGAAGAUUUAGAGGAAAAUGACGAUCAAAAUGAACAGAGUAAAUGGAACAAUCAAGAUACUCCUACUCUAAUGACUGAAUUAGAAAUCACCUUCAACUCCGAUUCUCUGCACUUGUCUCCUACAUUAGAUGAUGAAAUUAUUGUAAAUAACGGAUCUAAUACUAUAACUAAGUUGGUAGAGGAUUAUACCAGUAAUACUUCGCCACUUGAAAAUGAAUCUCCAACAUCGCUGGUUCACAUAAUUGAAGAAACAUUUGCCCAAAGUAAUGUACAUGAACAGUUGAGUGAUAAAUUUACCAGAGCAACCGUUAUAAACAAUGCUGAUGAAAUUAAACCCAUUGAUACCUCAAAUGAAGGAUUUGAUAAUAAUACCAAAACAGGGCAUUUGGUUGAUGAGAGUGUUAUAUCGCAAAAUCAAGAUGAUUGUUGUAACACAAUUCAAGAAAAUAAUAGGGUCAGUGAUUUUGACUUGAUCAAUAAAUUAGUGUUUGAUAGAAUUGCAAAUUAUUGCCAAAUAAAUAAAUCGAUAACCAGAGGUAAAACAUUUUAUCAAGAUGGUGUUCCAAUAGGCCCAAUCAUGGAUAUCGGGACUAAAACAGUUCGUGAGAGUCCCUGCCGAGGCAUGGAUAGAUUUAAAAACAGCAGUAUAUUUUUUCAGCGUUUGUUAGCCAAGUUCUCAGUUUUGGAAAAACAUGGUCAUACAAAAGACUGUUGUCUCAACGAAUUGCCAGUUAGUGAAAAGUGUGAUAAGGUUGCUCAUGAAGAGCACGAUGAUUUUAAAUCAGCAUAAUUAUCCUUUAAUAAAUUAUUGGAUGAUACACAAACUCAAGAUUAUCAUGAAUGUAAAUCCAGUACAGGAUGGGAUUGAAAUUUAUGAAUUUUUACAAUAUCAAAAAUUGUUUUUUAAGUUGUAUUUUUUACGAUGUUUAAAUUGAAUAUCCUUUUUAUUUUUAUGUAAAUUACAUAUUUUUUAAGAAAUUUAUGAAUAUUUUUUAAAAUGAUAUUACCUGGUGUCAUUUAAGUUUGCAAUUAAAAUCAAAUUAAAUAGAUAUAUAAAAUAACCUAUAGUUUAUAACAUAUUACCAUGAUAU
This is a messenger RNA of Gordionus sp. m RMFG-2023, 3381 nucleotides long. RefSeq lists its product as uncharacterized. The transcript has 22 exons. NCBI's taxonomy places the organism in Eukaryota, Metazoa, Nematomorpha, Gordioida, Chordodea, Parachordodidae. Gene Ontology annotation, molecular function: RNA binding. The record is from RefSeq and is a predicted model, not a curated record. The coding region runs from base 72 to 3080 and encodes 1002 amino acids.